This is a messenger RNA of Paramecium octaurelia, 1160 nucleotides long. NCBI's taxonomy places the organism in Eukaryota, Ciliophora, Oligohymenophorea, Peniculida, Parameciidae. The record is from the annotation of a GenBank genome assembly.
CACAACUUCGCUAUUAAUAAUGUCCGAAAGCGUCAAAAGGAAUAUCAAAUCAUUUACACCUUAUGUUGCGAAACCCUCAGACAUCCCCUCAGUCGAAGCAUCCAUGGAUCCUCUGAGGCAGUUUCGACCACUCCUAAAAGUGCAAACCUCAAAUGACCCUUAGGUCUAAUAGAUGUCAACAGAUCAACCCUUUUAAACAAACUUACAUUACAAUCAAACUUUUGCCUCCUUUGAUAUUUCCUAAAGAGUUUCAUUGGAUGGAACAAGUGAAUACUUGCUCAACCACUCUAAAAUUGUAGGACCUCUAGUAAAUAGUUCACUUGAUAGUAAAUCAAGAGAAAGACAGCACGACGUUCUGCAAUCCCAAAGCCGCUUUUUUGCCUCUAUGAUGCCCAUCUUUUUCAAUUCGCCAAUGCAAUCCUACUACCCUUAUCUACCUCCGCCAUGCCAAACUGAAAUGCCUCGUCAAUCUAAUAAUAGUCUUGAUAAAUAGACUAAAACCAAUCCAAUAAACGCAGUCUAGCCCUUUGUUGGUAAACCUCCCUCUUAAAACCAAUAAUAACUGGAUUAGCCAUAGAAUCAAUGCAAGUGGUUAAAACGCGUAAGCUCUUGUGAAAGUGUGCUCAUGAAGGAGGAGGAAAGCCUAUAGAAUGAGCUGAAACAACCCAAAAAUGAAUAAAAAUUGACGAAGCGAAUCAGGAAAAGAAUACCAGUGGAAGAGAGUUCGGAUUCCUAUAGAGUCCACCGUAAGAAGAAGGGACCUAAAGUCAAUGAUACCAAGAAUAUCACGAAAAACUUUUCAAAAGCCAUUAUAUCUUAUAUUCUGAACGAUGAAAAAUUAAUUUAAAAAUUUAUUACCAGCGAACAAUAGGACAGCUUCAUUAACAUAUUAAAAAAUAAAAAGAAUCAGAUGACAAAUAUCAAGUAGCUCAGAGACAUGUGGGUUGAUAAUGGUAGAAACCCUGAAUUCAAUAAAGUAUUUCGAAUCAUUAGGUAUUUUUAAAUAAUUUCUAUUAAGCCAAUACUUUCUAAAAAAUUAGGCGGUUCCAUACGUGUACAAUUCAAGAAUUUCUAACACAGCUUGGCAUCUCAAAUAUAGAUAAAACUUAUUGAGAGCGUUAAGAGAACCUGAAAACUUUAAAUUUAUAAAAGAUAUAUGA